AUGCUAAAUGAGUACGGUCCUUAUUUUGAAGAAUUUUUGCAAAGUGAUUUUCUUAAAGACGAUAACAUCAUGGGGAAAGGAGUUACUCGAAAAGUCCGAGGCAGUAAGAAAUAUAGAUAUGACAUUAACCGGCGAAGAAACAAUAAAAAGAAAAAGAAUCUUCCAAAUAUUGAUUGUCCUCAAAUCAAGAAAGCCUGGGACAUGAAAAAGUCAUUAAGAUCCAAUCUUGAAGACAUGGGACUUUGUUUUGAUCCAAACAAAACUUUGCCCAUUCCAAAAACAAAGGAUAUUUUAAAAUGUGGAACAUUAGAAAACUAUGAAAAGAUGGAAGUUGAUAUAGAAAAAAAAAGUAAGAAAAAGGGCAAAAAACAUCACGUUGUCAAAGAACUAGAGGAAGAAGCUAACCAACCAAGUGUCCGGCCACGUUCCAUGCCAGAACAAGAAGUCAAAUAUUGUAUAUACAUGAUGAAAAAAUAUGGUGAAAACUAUGAAGCUAUGGCUAAAGACUACAAGAAUUAUUACCAAGACACACCCAGUCAAAUCAAAAAGAAAAUCAACAAAUUAAAAAACAUGCCAGAGCAAUACAAAGCAUAUUUACAAUAA
Molecule: messenger RNA, 603 nt
Organism: Acanthosepion pharaonis
Lineage: Eukaryota; Metazoa; Mollusca; Cephalopoda; Sepiida; Sepiidae
Source: the annotation of a GenBank genome assembly